This is a messenger RNA of Nematolebias whitei (Rio pearlfish), 935 nucleotides long. It is a transcript of the gene tmem231, whose product is annotated as transmembrane protein 231. The transcript has 7 exons. The record is from RefSeq and is a predicted model, not a curated record. Gene Ontology annotation, cellular component: ciliary transition zone; ciliary membrane. Gene Ontology annotation, biological process: regulation of protein localization; cilium assembly. Lineage: Eukaryota; Metazoa; Chordata; Actinopteri; Cyprinodontiformes; Rivulidae. The coding region runs from base 1 to 930 and encodes 309 amino acids.
AUGGCCUUUUACGAAGUGUACUCUCACCCGGCUGAGAUUCGGUACAAAACGAGUGUGUGUACAAAGGCCACUCUGUUCCUGGUUGUUGUUUUAUGCCUUACAUACAUCGCACCUCUGCUGGUUGCUUACAGGAGCCAAGGUUUCUGGAUUAAACAAAGCACUUAUGAAGAACAGCCAGUUGUGAGAUUCCAGUACCAGACUCUGCUGGUGGCAGCGACUGAUACUCAAGGACAUUAUGUCGCCUGGGGCACAUUCCCUCACCUUAACAACAUGCUCGGAGCUAACUUACGGAUCCCUACUGUCUCAGUGAGAGAAGAGGAUCUGAACAUGGAUGGGAAGUUGGACCUGUUGAUCUUCCAGCUGCAGCUUCCUCUGAAACCUGAUGAACAAGUUUACAGCGUUCAGCUGCUGCUCACCUUCAGCUACCAGCUCUUUCGGAUGUCCACAGUAGUGAUGCAGAGCCUGGCUUUUGUGCAGCACUCCUCUCCUGUUCCUGGAGCCAAGCUGUUCAUUAGUGGAGACCUGAGACUGCAGCAGAAGACUCCUCUGCCUCACCGGGGAUUGUACAACGUUUACAAUGUGUCUGUGAUCGAUGGCUCCAGCCCCUUCGCGAGUACGUACGACCUCAACAACAUUAUCAGGAGUUACCAGGAGAGAAACCUAACAACAGUCCUGUCCUGUCCGAUGCCAGUCUGGACAGUGGGACGAGCUUCUGGUUCUCCCUUUGAGCUGAAUGCUGAAAUCCGUUACCCGAUGGAGGUCAUCAGUUAUCGCCCCGGCUUCUGGGAAACUAUUAAGUUUGCCUGGAUACAGUACGUCAGCAUCCUCCUUAUCUUCCUGUGGGUCUUUGAACGCAUCCAGAGAUUUGUUUUCCAGAACCAGGUUCUAACAACCGUACCCAUACCUGUUGGAAAACCUCACUUGUCCUGAUGUUC